Molecule: messenger RNA, 1741 nt
Organism: Oryzias melastigma (Indian medaka)
Lineage: Eukaryota; Metazoa; Chordata; Actinopteri; Beloniformes; Adrianichthyidae
Product: calcium-binding protein 2
Exons: 7
Coding region: 682-1467 (261 amino acids)
Molecular function (GO): calcium ion binding
Source: RefSeq, a predicted model, not a curated record
CAACAAAAGGCUUUUUCAUCCCUGCACAGCAGCUGAGCUUGUUGUGUCACAGCCGUCCUCGCACACACACCUCCAUCACCUGAAGAAGAAAGCACAAAAAAAAGAGACGAGAGUGAGAAUUCAGAAAAGGGAUGAAGAAAGUAUCAAACAACUAAGAGGAGGAAAAGGUAGAGGAAGGAAAGGAGAGAGGUCGGCGUGUCAAAGGUAGAUAAUGUGAGAGAGAGGUAAAGUUCAGGGGGUAUAGAGUGUCACCUAAAGGAUCAGGAGAUAACCAGCAGGGGCAGAGGUGCAGGAACUCAAUCCUGAAGCCAAAACAACUGAUGAUGAUAAAAAGCUCCUCACCUGAAGACACCACGGGACAGAGAUGGACGAGUGUCUGCUGAAGCUCUGAGGAGAGGAAGCAGCAGAGGAAGGAGAGUGGGUAGGAAGAAGCAGCUUUUACAUUUCCAUCCUGAUCGCUCGUCUUCUAAUGUUUUACUCUCAAAAAUGCUUUUUUUCGACAAUUUUCCAAACGAUAUGUCAAAUACUGGGACUGUCAUCAGAGUUUUCGACAUUUUUUUUGCUCAUUUGGGUUAAAUCCGACAGUUCUGUUGGACAUCAGUGAAGGGAGAGAGUGAGAGGAGAGCGAGAGCCUGUGUGUUUGUUUGUGUGUGCGUUUGUGUGUGAGCCUGUAACACUGAGAUGUUCAUGCUCAUUCGAGAGCCAUCCGCCGGAGGAGGCGGUGGAAGCAUGAGCGCACCGCAGGAGAGGAGUGCAAAACAGGUGCAAGCUUACAUCAAGAAGAAGGUGGAGAAACAGAGAAAGCGAAGCAUUGACGCUCAAUCUGCAAGCCAUAAGCUUCAGGAGCUCCAAAGGUCCAGAGAACCGGCACAGAUGGCAGAGGAGAAGGCGGAGAACAGCGAAACGAUGGACGAGGAGCUGGAGGAGAUGUUGGCAGGAGGGCAGAGGAGAAAUGUGGAGACGGUGGAGGAGGCAGAGCCCGUAGAUCUGCUGCCCAUCGUGGACUCUGUGUUUGGACAGGACAGGGCGCUGCGGCCUGAGGAGCUUGACGAGCUUCACAAGGCGUUUGUGGAGUUUGAUAGGAACAAAAAAGGCUACAUAAGCCACAGAGACCUGGGGGAGUGCAUGAGGACGAUGGGCUACAUGCCCACAGAGAUGGAGCUGAUCCAUCUGAGCCAGCAGAUCGGUGGCAAAUUGGACUUUGAGGAUUUCGUUGAGCUGAUGGGACCCAAGAUGCUGGCCGAAACCGCAGAUAUGAUAGGUGUUAAGGAGCUGCGAGAUGCAUUCAAAGAGUUUGACUCAAACGGGGACGGUCAGAUCAGUCUGACCGAGCUGCGGGAGGCCAUGAAGAAGCUGAUGGGGGAGCAGGUGACCAACAGGGAGAUCGACGAAAUCCUCAGAGACGUCGAUCUCAACGGGGACGGAUUGGUCGACUUUGAGGAGUUUGUCCGGAUGAUGUCUCGCUGAACCAUCCAUGGAGAUCAGGCAGAAGGACACAAACUACAAUUCUCGACCCGUGGUUUUACAAACUAAAAUUAUAUUUUUUUAUCUAACAUAAGGGAAACACAAAACGGAGAGGCUGUAUACAUAUCAACAGUGUUACAAAUAUCUAAAUGUUGAUGUUUUUGGAUGUAUUUUUAUAUAAGGCUGUUGUUCGUUGAUCUUAUAUCUUGUAUGUAAAAUUGUAAAAAUGUAUUUAAGUAAUAAAAUAUGCAAAUACAUAAGAUUAUAAACUAUUAAA